AUGAAUUCUAGACACUUUCUACUAUUUCUUCUAACCGUACUGUUUGUCCACGUGGCACUCGGCGAGAAUGGUCUGGAUGUCAAUUCGCUUAGCGGCAAAAGCAAAAAGUUCUUCUUUGAUGUAAGUGACACGUUCUGAGCCUUCAGAAGGUGAGCGACUUCAGAUGACAAAGCAAGUGAUGGGCGUUCCCUCGCUGAAGCCCGAGAACCUGGCCGCCCAGGCUUUCUUCCGCAACUUCCUCGACAAGUACACGAAGCUCGACGACAAAAUCAAGAACGACAUGAUCCAGCACGUUCCGAAGGCUACCAAACUUUUCGAUGCGGCCGGUAUGACAAAAGCUCUUGAGAAUCUUAAGAACACACUGAAAUCGGUCCCAUUUUCAGCAAAAAAAUACAACAUCGACCCGACUGCCGCGUUCAAAAUGCUCUCCACAUUCUUCGAGACGUUCAAGAAGGGCGCCUCGAGCGAGAUGGCGUCCAAGGGACUUCAGAUGGCCGGAAAACUGCUCGGAGGAAAGGGAGGAGGCGGUGGAAGCCUUCUCGGAUUCUUGGGAACUCGUUAA
Caenorhabditis sp. 36 PRJEB53466 is the source of this 562-nucleotide messenger RNA. The record is from the annotation of a GenBank genome assembly. NCBI's taxonomy places the organism in Eukaryota, Metazoa, Nematoda, Chromadorea, Rhabditida, Rhabditidae.